AAGGGCGAAAAGUCUUGACCCAAGUUGUGGUACCGAGGUGCCUUAUGUCAGAGAUUGCUGAGGCUGCACACCAUCAAGCAGCGCAUGCAGCAUUCUACGAAGUAUCACACAAGAUCGCUGAAGUGACAUGGUGUCCGGGAAUGAAGAAGAUCAUCAAGCAAACCAUUAAUGCUUGCGAACCAUGUCAACGCUCGGUGGUGAGACCAUCGGAUAUUGCAGAAGAAACGGGAGGCAUUGGUGUUCCUUCCGGUCCAUUUCGGACCGUGGGGAUCGAUCUAUAUGGUCCUAU
Perkinsus marinus ATCC 50983 is the source of this 289-nucleotide messenger RNA. RefSeq lists its product as hypothetical. The record is from RefSeq and is a predicted model, not a curated record. NCBI's taxonomy places the organism in Eukaryota, Perkinsozoa, Perkinsida, Perkinsidae. The transcript has a single exon. The annotation marks the transcript as partial.